Molecule: messenger RNA, 830 nt
Organism: Aspergillus sclerotioniger CBS 115572
Lineage: Eukaryota; Fungi; Ascomycota; Eurotiomycetes; Eurotiales; Aspergillaceae
Exons: 2
Coding region: 155-757 (200 amino acids)
Source: RefSeq, a predicted model, not a curated record
UCACUUUCAAUUUUCUUCAUAAUAGAUAACAGUGUACGAUGCCUCACUCGUUAUAUAGAUUCUACACAGGUGGUUCUCGUCCGGGUUAUAUCCGCGGGGUAUAUUAAUUUCAGUAAAACAACAGCGCGAAAACAUAAUCAAAAGAAAUCCCACCAUGGCCGACCGCCGACCACCCUGGAUACUCGACGCGAUGAAAAAUCCCGAACAAAACCCCCAGGCUCUUCAGACAGCCAACAAAGCGGUCUGGAACAUGGCUGUCGAUAGACGGACACGCGAGAUUCGAAGGGGGCCGAAUGGACGGCCUCGGGUGUUAGGGGAAAGGAGCAUAUAUAGACCUCCUCCUGCAGGGUUAUCCAAGGCGGAGCAAGAAAAAUGGUUACACAUACGAGAUAUAGCCAAUGUCUUUGUGAGUUUAAUUCCUCGUACAAAGCUCCGGCGGCCGACUCCGGCUCGAACGAGGGUACCGGAUGGAAAUCCUGCGAGGUUAGCCGAGGCGGAUGAUCGGAGGAGGGCGAAUUUGCAAGCUCUUCAUAGGAGAUUGGAUGGGGAGUUUUCUAGGUCUGUGAAUAGAGCUGCUGAUGCACGGGUACGUGGGGUGAAGAUGAGGGCGAAGUUGCGAGAUGUUCAACAUCUCACAAGUUAUUUCGAGAUGCUUGUUGUUGGUUUUCUCAGAGGGGGUUUCGGGUUCUUUCUGUUUAGUGAUAGAUGCGCAUUGUCUUCAUGGGCUGGAUGUGGUCUUGAAGAGGAAAGAGAUUGAAAGGUGCUGUAUAUGUCGGUCUCUUGUACAUCACGGGGAAUUGAGAGAUUGCUUUGGGAAUUAUAUUGUUUUC